Molecule: messenger RNA, 1338 nt
Organism: Amphiprion ocellaris (clown anemonefish)
Lineage: Eukaryota; Metazoa; Chordata; Actinopteri; Pomacentridae
Product: asialoglycoprotein receptor 2
Exons: 5
Coding region: 71-706 (211 amino acids)
Source: RefSeq, a predicted model, not a curated record
CCUGUGACAGGAGAGGAUGAUGUUGAAGUGCUGCUAACUGCCAGACAGACACUUUAACAGUUGCUUCAAAAUGGCUGUGUUCUUGCAUUCUGGUAAACUGGAUAACAUCGCUGAAGUUGGUGAAUAUCAGCAGUUCCCCAGAUCUGAGCCAGUGGCUACUGCUGCUGCUACAAGGAGAACUCUAAAACCAAAUUUAAGACAUCUAAGUGUGGUUCUGCUGAGUUUUGGGAUACUGUGUGUCCUGCAAGCAGUUCUCAACAUCUCACUGAGAGUUGGUCUGAGUGAGUCCACUGAGAAAGGUAUGACAAAGGAAGAGACCUGUCCACAGGGCUGGCUUUUGCUGGGCUCCAGCUGUUACUAUGUCUCCUUGCAGCGCAGGAGCUGGGAUCUCAGCCGUCAGGACUGUCUGCUGAGAGACGCUGACCUGGUCAUCAUCAACAGCCGACAGGAACAGGAUUUCCUCACUGGUUUGGCCACGACUGUGUGGGUCGGCAUGACUGACAGACAGGAGGAAGGAAGUUGGAUCUGGGUGGAUGGAACGCCAGUAAACAAAGAUGGCAGCCUGCUGUGGGCCCUUGGACAGCCAGACAAUGCAUUUGGAGGAGAAGACUGUGGUGACCUUUGGGCAACAGAAACUUUCAAGGGUUUGAACGACUUCAACUGUAGUGCAAGAGCUCAGUGGAUCUGUGAGAAAACAAUAAGAUAGCUUAAACUUGCUGAGUAACUCAACUGGUUGAGCGGGCGACCCAUAAACAUGGACUAGUCCCCGACACAGGGAUCAUAUAUACACACACACACACACACACACAUAUAUAUAGAGUCGGGACAAAACAGGUUUAAAAAUCAUUUUUUAAAAAUCCACACUAUAUUAUUUAGAGUUAUAUAUUUCUGAAAAGAAAUGUCUUAGCUAUUCAACCAUGUAAAGGAACAGGUUCUAAAUAAAAACUAUUUUUUGAAAAAUAAACAUGUUUCCCUUUUGAACUUGAUCUGUGUCAACUCCGUCAGACACACUAAGAAGUGUACAAUUUUAAUUCUUUCAGUCCAAUAAGAAUCUAAAGUUCUGAAUUAUGUUGUAAUAGGGUUUAGUUACUCUGAUAUGUUAAAAAAAAAAAAAAAAACAUCAUGUAAACUGAAGUCGUGAUUUUACAUGAUUCUGAAAAGUCAGAUUUCUAGAUAUCUUCAUUUUCAAACUCGGUUUUUAAUUUUAAUAUUAUAAAAAACAAUUCCUUAAAUAAUUAUGACAUAAGAGGAUGUAGAUCAGAUGGUCCUUUAUUACAUGAACAACAUAAGCUGAAGAAAGAAUGAACAUUUUCAUUCAAAAAUUAACAAAACCUACAU